AUGGACUUCGUGGCACGGAGCUUCGUCAAGGCGGUCAGUCCAGUACGGGAAUAUCCCAUGUCCGAAGUACAUGAUGCCUUCAGGUUGAUGCAGACAGUUGGUCAUGUGGGAAAGACUGUUCUGGGGUGGACAGAUGAUGUGACAGUCCUAGCCAAGGCCCAGAAGCUCCCUGGCGGUGCUGCUACACUAGCCAGGUCGUAUCUGCGGCUGUACCCCAACGCUACCUACCUGGGUAGAUAG
Molecule: messenger RNA, 240 nt
Organism: Colletotrichum spaethianum
Lineage: Eukaryota; Fungi; Ascomycota; Sordariomycetes; Glomerellales; Glomerellaceae
Product: lovastatin diketide synthase LovF
Exons: 1
Coding region: 1-240 (79 amino acids)
Source: RefSeq, a predicted model, not a curated record